GCACACUCUGCGCAUCGCCAGCUGCCAGCUCAUUCACUUCAUUCACGUCUUUCAUCUUGAAAGAAUUUGAGUCAUGGGGCGAGUAAUUCGUGCCCAGCGUAAGGGAGCGGGGUCGGUUUUCCGCGCCCACACCAAGAAAAGGAAAGGGGCACCGAAACUUCGCUCUCUUGAUUUCUCCGAGAGACAUGGAUACAUCAAGGGUGUAGUCAAGGACAUCAUCCACGACCCUGGCAGGGGAGCUCCGUUGGCCGUUGUACAUUUCCGGGAUCCUUACAAAUUCAAAACCCGCAAGGAACUCUUUAUUGCUCCCGAGGGAAUGUACACUGGACAGUUUAUAUACUGUGGCAAGAAAGCGAAUCUUCAGAUCGGAAAUGUGAUGCCCGUUGGACAGAUGCCCGAAGGAGCGAUUGUCUGUAAUUUGGAAGAAAAAACUGGCGAUCGCGGUCGAUUGGCUCGCACCUCGGGCAAUUAUGCCACCGUCAUUUCACACAAUCCCGAUACGAAAAAGAGCAGAGUAAAGUUGCCAUCCGGAGCCAAGAAGGUCAUUCCCUCGAACAACCGAGCUAUGGUUGGUAUUGUCGCAGGCGGUGGUCGUAUCGACAAACCAAUCUUGAAGGCUGGUCGCGCCUACCACAAAUACAGGGUCAAGAGGAACUGCUGGCCAAAGGUUCGUGGUGUUGCUAUGAACCCUGUGGAGCAUCCCCAUGGUGGUGGUAAUCACCAGCAUAUUGGUAAGGCUUCGACAGUGACGCGUGGAGCCAGUGCUGGACGUAAGAUCGGUCUCAUUGCUGCCCGUCGUACGGGUAGAAUCAGAGGAGGCAAGACCGAGACCAAGAAGGACGAUUAGAAUCUUAGAUUCUCCUUUUUCUUCUGGUUUCUGUUAUUUAUUAUUAUUUACAUAAAUAAAAAAAGGAAAAUUCCGACAA
Belonocnema kinseyi is the source of this 926-nucleotide messenger RNA. RefSeq names its product 60S ribosomal protein L8 (gene RpL8). Gene Ontology annotation, molecular function: RNA binding; structural constituent of ribosome. The record is from RefSeq and is a predicted model, not a curated record. Gene Ontology annotation, cellular component: ribosome; cytosolic large ribosomal subunit. Gene Ontology annotation, biological process: cytoplasmic translation. The transcript is spliced from 5 exons. The coding region runs from base 74 to 847 and encodes 257 amino acids. NCBI's taxonomy places the organism in Eukaryota, Metazoa, Arthropoda, Insecta, Hymenoptera, Cynipidae.